UGUUUGCUUGAAAGGCCCCCGCAGAUGAACGCACUGACGUAGUAUUGAAAACUGGCCAGGUAACAUUGUUGCUGCAAAUAGGCCAAAUUUCCUCUAUCGCUGGAUUCUUUGUUGGAAUUAUUAAGGAAAACAGUAUCGUUAUAAUGCCUGAACCUGCAGAUAUUAACAGUCCUGAGGUGGCAAAGACACCAGGGGGUGGCAGUGGUUCUGGAAAAGAUGACGGUGUGAUGAAUGGACACAAGGAAGGAGAGCCAAACCCCUUUGCAGAGUACAUGUGGAUGGAAAAUGAGGAGGAGUACAACCGACAGGUGGAAGAAGAGCUUUUGGAGCAAGAGUUUCUGGAGCGCUGUUUCCAGGAAAUGCUGGAGGAGGAGGAUCAGGAUUGGUUCAUUCCUGCGAGAGACCUCCCCCCUGGGGUCGGACAAAUUCAGCAGCAACUCAGCGGGCUGUCGGUCAGUGACGGAAACGCGGAAGACAUUGCACGCAAGAGCAGUUUGAACCCAGAGGCGAAGGAGUUCGUGCCAGGAGUGAAAUACUAGGGACCUACUAAAUAUGGGUUCCCUUAUAGAGACUCUAUGUGACUGCUGAUGGUCAGCAGUCACCCCCACUCAGGCCUCACUUAAAAGUGGGGGGUGUGUGGGGUUGGUGGGGUGGGGCUCGUGGGUGGGGGUGGGGGGUGUUGGAUGCUCUUCUAUAAGCUUUUUAUUUUUGUCUGUCUCCAUAUGUAACCUGGGCAGGGUGCUGGGGAGGGCCAGGUAAUCAGUGUAAAGCUGCCAUUGGACCGCUUCAGAGUGUGACUAGCUAUCCAGAAAGUUGUCUGUGUUUCAAUCUCAGAGAGGCAAUGUGAUCUCCACUAUUGUGAUAGUGACUAGCAGUUUGUCCCUGGACAUUGUUACUAUUUUCUUUCUUUUUUUCCGUUCUUUCUUCUCAUUUAUUUCCCUUUCUGAAGGGAGUUUAGCGGGAGGAAACGUGUCGAGGGGGAGGGAAGCGGGGUGGGGUUGACGCAGCAGAGCAUCGGAAGGUGGACCAGUUCAAGAUGUUUGGAGCUGAUGGCAGCUGACUACCUGUGAGGGAUUUCCACACAUUUUUUUUUUCCUCAGUUGAAGUCCUGUCACUGUGCAAGUUGCAUUAACAAAAAUGAAGAAAAAAAGGAUAUAAUGAAAUAAAAAGAGCAGGUUCCCUCUUUGA
Messenger RNA from Colossoma macropomum (tambaqui), 1188 nucleotides. RefSeq names its product poly(A) binding protein interacting protein 2B (gene paip2b). Gene Ontology annotation, molecular function: mRNA regulatory element binding translation repressor activity. Gene Ontology annotation, cellular component: cytoplasm. Gene Ontology annotation, biological process: negative regulation of translational initiation. The transcript is spliced from 4 exons. Bases 144 to 539 code for a protein of 131 amino acids. Lineage: Eukaryota; Metazoa; Chordata; Actinopteri; Characiformes; Serrasalmidae. The record is from RefSeq and is a predicted model, not a curated record.